AACAGAAAGUGACAUUAUGAUUAACUUUGAUCUAUCUCGCGAUAGGUUAAGCACUGUCAAAAAGACAAGACUGUUGUUAUAAUCUCUGUGAAAUGAGUGACUUUCAGCGAGGACUCAUCUGAACGCCUCUGAUUGGCCAUUGCACUCCUAAGCUCAACAGAAUCGAGGUCCUAAAACUGCAGCUUCCGAUUGUGCAGGAAUACCCUGCUCGAUGAAACAGGGCUGAUAAACAGUAGAAACAUUGAGAACGAUACAGUAAAUAAAUGUAGUGUAGUUAUUUAUCUGUAGCUGUUAAUGACGAUGGGUGUCAGCAGAUUUCUGUUUAUGCUUUCAUUGUUCAUUCUUACUGUUAUUUAGAAAUGCAUAGAUUAUGAGCAUUAGCACACAUGUGAGAGCAGUGUUACUGAAUGAGCAGUUUAAUCUGAUGUGCUCUACACUCUUUUAAUAUAUGUGAUAUAAUGAUUCAAAAAGAGACAACACUUCUUGAUUUCUUCUUGAUUUCUUGUUGAUUAUGGUAAAUCUGCUGCUUCCUAGGGAUGGCUGACGCGAAACUAACGUUUCGACACAGUGUCGAGAUCCCGAAGCGUAGAUGUUUCGAAACACUGCUCCGAACUGUGAUUCAAAACACCCAUGUCACGUGACUAUGGCUAAACGAAGCUUCUGCGCGUUUCAUAAGUGUCUCGACCGACAGGUGGCACGCUUGCCGAGUCUGCGUUUGAUUGACAGGGGCGGGAACAAACCACACAAUCGCACAUCUGUCUCAACUGCCACAAAGUUUAAAAGAGGAGUUAAUGCACCUUCACCUCGUGGGUUUUUGUGAGAGGAGAAAGAUUUUGAGAUAGCGUUUACGAUUUAUUGACAUUUAUAGUGCGAUUUAGUUAGUUAUAUUUAGGUUACAUUUAAGUUAAAUAUAUUUACUGAUAAACUAAAGACAGUGACAGAUAGUUAGGAUAGAUAUAGUGACACAUUUAUAUAGGCUAAGUUAGAUAUUGACAGAUAGCACAGUAGUUAGAGAUAUAGAAUUUAGAUAGAUUCAUAUAUAUAUAGAUAGAUAGAUUCAUAGAUAUAUAAAUUUAUAUAUAGAUUCAUAUAUUAAUAUAUAUAGAGAGAGAGAGAGAGAGAGAGAGAUUCAUAUAUAUAUAUAUACUUUCAUAAAUAUAUAGAUUCAUAGAUAGAUAGAUAUAUAUAGACAUUAAUAGAAUAGAUAGAAAUGGAGGCUCCACAGAAGAGAUGCCGUAAAUCUGUGGUGUGGGAGCAUUUCCAUUUGGUAACCCCAAAUAAAGUGAGAUGUAUGUAUUGUGAUAGGCAGCUAGCCUACUUCAACAAUACAUCAUCCAUGAUGCGCCAUUUGAGGAGCACUCAUCCUGCCAUUUUGCAGUGUGCAGAGGAUGGUAACAUUCCCCCUGUACCUAGGCCUGCUACUGACACUGCUGGGCCAUCUAAACAAGGCAGACAGAGGGAAUUGGAUGAGGCUCUUGUAGACAUGGUGGUAAAGGAUUUGCAGCCCUUCACUAUCGUGGAGGAUGAGGGUUUCAUGGCUUUUGUGAACAAACUUGAUCCAAGCUAUGUCCUCCCAUCCCGGAAGGCACUUAAAACGAUGGUAACCGAAAGGUACAACAUUUCUAAGGAGAAGACAAUGGAGGACCUAAAAAAGGCAGAUUUUGUUAGCCUUACAGCUGACAUGUGGUCCUCCAUUAAUAUGGACGGAUACCUUGGUGUUACUUGCCACUACAUAACACCAGAGGCAAAGCUGGCAACUGUUGUACUGGGUGUAAGGAGGUUUUACCAAACACACACAGCCCAGCAUCUCAUGGAGGCUAAAGCUUUGCUAAUGGCCGAGUGUGGAAUAACCACCAAAGUUCAGUGUAUGGUGACUGAUAAUGCAUCCAACAUGAUCUUAAGUGCCCAGCUACUGAACCUUCGGCAUGUCCCAUGUUUUGCCCACAAUUUAAAUUUAAUUGUAAAAAAGGCCCUAGAUCAAACCCCACUCAUCAAUGAAAUACGACAGAAAGCCAGAAAGAUAGUGGGGUUAUUUAGAUCCAGCUGCAAAGCAAAGGACAAGCUUGUGGAGAUGCAGGGCUUGAUGGGCAGACCAGCUCUGAAACUGAUGCAGGAGGUGGACACAAGAUGGAACAGCACUUACGACAUGUUGCAGCGCUUGUAUGAGCAACGAGAGCCAGUGGGUGCAGCGCUAUCAAAUUUAAACAGUGAUACUGCUCCGCUGACAAGUUUUGAGUAUAACAUUAUACAAGAAUCAUUGUCACUACUGCAGCCUUUCAAACUCGCAACGACAGAGUUGUCAGAGGAACAGAGAGUGUCUGCUUCAAAGCUCAUUCCACUUUACAGGAUGUUGCAGCACAAGCUAUCGCAGAAAAAAGGCCAAUCAGCACAGGAAUCAACUGCACAAUUAGGUAGGCCACAAUGACCAUACUACUGUAUGUAAUGUAUUGGCCACAACUGUCAUAUUAUUUAUGACAAGAAGGUCUGCACUCAAGAUGUGGUGGGUACGAGUCAUUCAGAGCCUUGGCUCUGGCUACACUGCUGGACCCAAGGUUAAAAAAUGUGGGUUUUGGAAAUCCUGCCAAAGCCCAGGAGGCUGAAAAGCAGAUCACACUGGAGUGUGCUUCGCUGAUGCGUUCAAACACAGCAACUCCUGGUAAGCAGUUUCACUCUUCAUCUGACAUUAUGGAGUUAUGUCAUCUGAAUAAUUAUGUGACUUAUACUUCAUAUAUGCUGUCAGUUUAGACUUAGUAACUAAUUGUUGUUUUUACUUUCAUUCAGAGCCACAGUCAACAUCAGGCCCAUCAUCAUCAUCAUCAUCAACAACAACAUCAACAACAGAAACCCAGGACAGUUUAUGGGAACUUUUUGAUAGUCGUAUCCAUGAAACCCAGGCGAUACACAGUGCCACAGCAGAUGCCACAGUAGAAGUUAAAAAGUACCUAAAAGAUGCAUUUUUGCCAAGAACCCAUGAUCCACUAAGUUACUGGAAAGAGAGAGCUGUGAUUUUUCCUCAUUUGUAUGUCCUUGCUAAAAAAUAUCUAUGCAUGCCAGCAACAAGUGUCCCUUGUGAGAGGAUUUUUUCUAAGGCUGGAGAAAUUAUCAGUAAAAAAAGAAGUAGGCUAAGCCCUUCCACAGCAGAGCAAUUAAUAUUUUUGAAUAAAAAUCUUUAAAAAAAAAAAAAAAAAUUAGACCAUUGUGGAUUUAUUUGUUUUAUUCAUUUUUCAUGACCAAAAUAACCUAGUUAUUAUUAUGAUAUAGGAUUAUAUAGGAUAUUAUUAUAGGAUUUUAAAAUAUCACCACAUUAACGAAAACAAAAUAUUUUUAUUUAUUUUUAAAUGGCUUGUUGUCAAAGUUGUUUCAGAUAACAUGGGCAAUUGGCCACUAGGUGUCACCGUGGAGACGGGUGUCGGUAAAGUUUCGAAGCCUCGAAACAAAUACGGCACUUUGCUUCAACUGUUUCAGUGUUUCAUGAAGCCUCGCUCUGCCCACCACUACUG
This is a messenger RNA of Carassius gibelio (silver crucian carp), 3500 nucleotides long. RefSeq names its product zinc finger BED domain-containing protein 4-like. The record is from RefSeq and is a predicted model, not a curated record. Gene Ontology annotation, molecular function: DNA binding. Bases 1211 to 2425 code for a protein of 404 amino acids. Lineage: Eukaryota; Metazoa; Chordata; Actinopteri; Cypriniformes; Cyprinidae. The transcript is spliced from 2 exons.